Molecule: messenger RNA, 735 nt
Organism: Thyridium curvatum
Lineage: Eukaryota; Fungi; Ascomycota; Sordariomycetes; Thyridiales; Thyridiaceae
Exons: 1
Coding region: 1-735 (244 amino acids)
Source: RefSeq, a predicted model, not a curated record
AUGCCUUGUGCGCUCCCCUCCAGAGAAACCGACUCCUCGGAGACGUGCCCCGCAUUCUCCACCACCACGCCGCCGGCACCGGCUGAGCCGUCCGCGCGCCGCGUCCAGAUGGUGGACGACUUUCUUAGCUCCAACCUCUUCUCCAUGAGCAACAGCCGCCAGAUGCCCGGCUUUGGUGGCGAGCGCCAGGGCCAGGGCCAGGGCCAGGGCCAGGCCGCCGGCAACGCCUUAAUCCCGGCAUCUCGCACGGCUGGUGCUGGUGCUGGUGCUGGUGCUGGUGCUGGUGCUGGUGCCGGUGCCGGUGCCGGUGCCGGUGCCGGCGCCGGCGGCCCGCCGCCCUUCUACGCCUUCAUCCAGUCCCGCCGCGGCGACAACUUUGCCGACACGGUCCCUGCCGGCGCCGACGGGCCGCUGCUCGGGGAAGGCGGCGGCUCCGGACGGCAGUGGAGGACCGCGGCGGCCGAAGCGGCGUCGUCGUCGUCGUCGCCGACCGCCCCGGCGCCCAACGUGCUCGAGGUCGAGAGCAACGUGGCCGCCGGCACCGCGCGGCAGAUCAACGGCAUCCUGGGCCUGGACGAGCCCGGGGCCGGGGCCGGCGUGGUGCCGCCGGCGGGCCGGGCGACGCGGGCGCGCGUCGCGCUCAACGAGGCGCGCGACGAGAGCCACCAGAAGAACCUGGUCAUGACGGCCGAGAUGGCCCGCCUCAUGUUCUCGAGCGGCGGUCUGGGCUCCUGA